AUAUAUAACUUAUAAGCUCCAUCUGCUCCAUAAGGAAUCACAUAUUCUUCUUCACCCAUAAUUAUUCCCUAAACACCACGCUUAAUUAGCUUAAUCACAGCUGUAUAGUUUAGUAGUACAGAGGUUUUUGCGUUGGAUGAAAAUGGAGGACGAUAUUCUAUAUCCGCCGGACUCCGAUCUCGAUCUCAGCUUCACCAGCUGCGCUUCCAUUACCACCACCGAUCGAACUCUCAGCGCUCGGAGCAGUUUAGCGAGGAGUAGUUUGACGUUGAGUUUCAACGAGCGGCUUUCCGGCGUCUCCACCGCCGGAAAUCCGUCCAGUAAUAUUCCUAAUCUCCAUAGCCGGCCUCACAGGAAGCACGGCGCGAACUGGUCGGCGAUUAAGGCCGCGGCCACGCUCUCCUCCGACGGCGCGAUUCAUCUCCGGCAUCUCAAGCUUCAUCGCCUGGUCGGUUCCGGAAAUCUCGGCCGGGUUUUUCUUUGUCGGUUGAGAGAUUAUGAGCAUUCCGAUUUUGCCCUAAAAGUGAUCGAUCGUGAUUCUCUAACCGCUAAGAAGCUCUCGCACGUUCAGACGGAGGCGGAGAUCCUCUCCGUGCUCGAUCACCCGUUUCUCCCUACGCUCUACGCGCAUUUGGAGGUCUCGCACUACACGUGCCUCCUCAUUGACUUCUGCUCCAAUGGCGAUCUCCAUUCCUUGCUCCGCAAGCAACCGGGAAACCGCUUGCCGGUUGAUUCCGUUAGAUUCUACGCCGCCGAGGUGCUCGUAGCGUUGGAAUAUCUACACUCGCUGGGAAUCGUUUACCGAGACCUAAAACCGGAAAACAUUCUUAUCCGAGAAGACGGCCAUAUUAUGCUCUCCGACUUUGAUUUAUGUUUCAGAGCCGACAUUUCUCCUCAGCUGGAAAACCUAACCCGGGUUCCGGUAGGGUCCGGGAGGAGAAACUGCGGUUUUCUCGGCGAACGGAGAAGGAGAGAAGAAACGGUGACGGAAUUCGUAGCGGAGCCAACGACGGCGUUUUCUAGAUCCUGCGUCGGGACUCACGAGUACUUAGCGCCGGAGUUAAUCAGCGGUAACGGUCACGGUAACGGCGUUGACUGGUGGGCGUUUGGGGUUUUAAUCUACGAACUCCUCUUCGGAACGACGCCGUUUAAGGGGAGCAGCAAAGAAUCAACCCUGCGCAAUAUAGCAUCCACCAGGGGAGUGAGAUUCUACGUGGACGACGGCGAAAGAGAAACGCCGGCAAUGGCGGCGGCGAAGGAUUUGAUCGAGAGAUUACUGGUGAAAGAUCCGCGGAAACGGCUGGGAUGCGCUAAAGGCGCGACGGACAUUAAACGCCACCCGUUCUUUAACGGCAUUAAGUGGCCGCUGAUCCGAACUUACCGGCCGCCGGAGCCACGAGGACUGGUGUUAAAGAGGAGCAAGAGUAAAGCGCACGUCGCCGGAGUUUCGUCCCCGAGACGGCGGCGCUGGUGGUGGAAAAGACUCGGCCACCUCGUGAGAAUUAAGGGGUCAAAACACAAUAAUUUAAAUUUUAAUCACAAUUAUUACUGUUACGCCACUAAGAUUAGUAAAAUUGCAUGAAAGCCCACCAUCUCUUUGUAUUUGUCCUUCUUCACUCUUUAUUUUCUUUGUUAUCAGAGCUUGUAAAGUAGGAGACAUAUACAAAUUUUGGCGAGCUGUAAUUUGUUGAGAGUUCAUACAUGCGCUGUACAUUAAAAGAAAAUAAUGAAAAUAAUAAAAAAGUUGAUAUGUGCAUUUAAA
This is a messenger RNA of Ipomoea triloba (trilobed morning glory), 1762 nucleotides long. Its product is annotated as serine/threonine-protein kinase WAG1-like. Gene Ontology annotation, biological process: protein phosphorylation. Gene Ontology annotation, molecular function: protein serine/threonine kinase activity; ATP binding. The coding region runs from base 137 to 1582 and encodes 481 amino acids. The record is from RefSeq and is a predicted model, not a curated record. The transcript has a single exon. NCBI's taxonomy places the organism in Eukaryota, Viridiplantae, Streptophyta, Magnoliopsida, Solanales, Convolvulaceae. Gene Ontology annotation, cellular component: plasma membrane; nucleus; cytoplasm.